This is a messenger RNA of Varanus komodoensis (Komodo dragon), 5329 nucleotides long. It is a transcript of the gene TRIM69, whose product is annotated as tripartite motif containing 69. The transcript is spliced from 6 exons. Gene Ontology annotation, molecular function: protein binding. Lineage: Eukaryota; Metazoa; Chordata; Lepidosauria; Squamata; Varanidae. The record is from RefSeq and is a predicted model, not a curated record. The coding region runs from base 2953 to 4743 and encodes 596 amino acids.
AGUAGAACUUACUCCAUCCAGUGUUCAGUGCCUUGGGUUCCUCACAAAAGGGAAAAAGGCACUAAUCUAUACUAUUUAAUGCCUCUUUUCGAAGUGCUUCAUACAAGACCUGCCCUAUGGUCAUACUAUUCUAUAAGUCCAUAUUAAUCUACCUGUGAAAUGCAGAGGUGCCUAAAGUUUCUUCUGGAAGUUACUGGAAUAAAAAAUGAUUACAAAACUGGAGGCGAGAUUGGCUUCAAACCUGCAAUUUGGAUAGAAACUGCUGAUGCCAAGGCAGAGUGCGGCAAGAACCAGGAAGCCUGCGGCAAUCCCACACUAAAACCACCGGACAACACCCAGAGUUGCAGCUGAUUUUGAAUCUCCCAGCAGUAACAGAAAGAAAGUGAAAGGAGUUGCAGAGAGGGAAGGAACUUGAAGAAAGUGUAGCAAGGUGGCAAAGCAGUGGGCACCUUUCUAGAGAGACAACCACAUAGGAGUGGCAGCCUUGCCUUUGAUGGCCAAUUGUGCAAGCAGGCAUGAUGGGGGUGCGUGCAGAGGGCCUCCACCCCCGCAGGGUCCUCCUCAGCCCCAGUGACACAACCUUCGUGUCCACCUGCUCCUCCCUCUGGCCGACUACAGUGGUGAAGAGAGGAGGAGAUGCCACCAAUUGCCUGUUCAGUGGCUCCCUGCCCAUCUAGCAAGUUGGUGGUGCGAACGAUAAGCGAGGAGUGAAAGCAGCACGUGAUCAUGUCUGAGCAGGUGGACUUGCUAACAGAGGGACCCAUGGAGGAUGUUUGCCCCAAAGACCCCCAAAAACCUGGAGGUGACACUCCAGUACAACUUGAUUAGAUGUUUUACUGGUUUGGUGUUUUUUUUUUUUUUUUAUUGGUCUAGGUGGAAUGGAAAGGAUAGAAAUAGCAGAUUUACAACACAAAGUAACAAAGACAAGAACAAGAACGAAAUAAUGUUUACAUGCACAAUGUUUCAUAACAUUUGCCCCAGUACCUUGGGGCAAAUUCCCACUGAUCCAAAUGUGGGCCAUUCCAGAAUGAAGUUUUAUAAAUCGGUUUCUCCAACCUUUGGAUACCUGGAGUGCAUGAGGAAGUUUUAACCAAGCACCUACACAUACCUCAUGAGAGAAGGAUUUCUAUGUAUACAGUGUGAAGGAGACAUGAGAUAGCGCUGAAGGACGAGUAAGAUGAGGCUUACCUGAGGACAGUUAAUUUUGGUUUCCCUGUGAGAGUUUCGUGGUGCGGCCCGAGGACAAAUCUUGUCACAGGAAUCCAGGUGGAAUCUUCUGGAAGAGGAGAACAGUUGGUGCGGCAGUUACUAGUCAGGACUCUAACGCUGGCUAAUGACGCAGAAAUCCAGAGUCUCUGCAGAAGAACGUUGUUCGGGAAAGCAGGUGAGCCAUUCUGACAAUGCACGGAGAAAUGGCAAUACCGCAGGGAGCAGGGAGGACGAACGGCAACUUCCAGAUGGGCCAGUGCCGUCCUCUGGCCUGUCUUGAUUAAAAAGGAGUUCUAGAGAGGAAGGGUGGUUUUGAUAGGGGAAGGCAUAAAGUCAGCACCGGUAAACGAGACUAAGGUGCUAUCUUAAGCUUGUUUAGACCAAAAGUCUUACAACUCCCGUCAUGCUGUAGUGUGCUGAGAGUUGUUGGACUGGGGUUUUUUUUUGGGGGGGGGGGCAUGGGAUGGCACCCUAAGCUAGUUAAUGGAUUAGACAAACCAAUUAAAGCAUUUUGAUUGUCUAAAAAGUUUUCCCUGAUUAAUUUGGCAGCAGAUUUUAAAUGUUUUUUUUUAAUGCGGGUACUUCUAUAAACUAGAUGGGAUUGGCAAGCGGUCUUUGAGGCACUCCCUUCUGAGUGAGAGAUGGUAGGAAUGAUCAGGCAGUGUGUGUCAUGUUUGUACAAAUCCCAAACUGGUUUGGGUGAUUUAGGAAUUAAAAAUCUUCCACCCCAGACUGCAUACUGAAGGUUCAUUAGUAAUCUGCAUUUGGAGGGACACUAACACACAGACUGCGCAUCUCCAAAAAUUAGUUUAUUCUCCCAGAGCUCUUCUUACAAGGAAAACCUCAGGACACAGAGUAGGGCAGGGAGAGCAGAGGAUUAGCAUCCAAUGAAGCUGCCAGCGCUCUGGAGUCUCCACACCGAUACACCUGAAAUGUUGCAUGGUUCUUUUAUUUUUGCAUAGCGACGCCUUUGUGACAAACAACAUUUUCAUAUAAAUUAUCCAGAAACUCUUAGGAGAACUAAGUCAUUCAUUCUCCCCGUCCAUCCAAACUCUCCUCUGAGGUGGUUUUGGGGCAGCCCACUAGGACUGGGGUCCUGGAUCUUUCUUUUGGGAUCCCAGAUCCUUGAUGGGCAUCUCCCCCAUCAGUGCUGUCCACUGAGAAGUCCUGAAAUAAGCGCCCCGAUGAUCUCCGUUUGCAUCUGAUGCCCCUGGACCAAAGGGGAUUUUGCCCACAUACAUGUCACCUCCUACUGGCCCCUGCGCUUGAGUCUGUCUGCCUGGGGUAUUUUCCCCCUGAAAUAAAAUGCCCCCUUUCCCCUGUCACUUGUUAUAGUGUAGAAUGACCUUUCCCAAACCUGGAAACACCCCCAGGUGUUUGGACUUCAGCUUCUCUCAGUCAGCCUUCCCCGUGGUCAGGGAUUUGGGGACUUGUAGCCCAAAACACAUGGUCAGGGACGUCACAUAGCUUAUGGCUCAGCUUUGAUUACACUUGAGAGCUUUGCCAAAAACGUGUGUCUUAAAACUGUGGCUCCCCCAUGAGUGUCCAGAAAGGCCUCUCCGUCACCGACACUGCCAUCCUUUGAGAGCCUCUGUCCCAUGGCUCUUUAAUGCACCUGGCAAAUUGUUUCAAGUUGUUUUAGCUGUCUUAUAGGAUGGCAAUAUUUUAGCAAAUAAUCUUUUUAGCUGCCUUAUAUGGUGUAUAUUUUUAUUCCAUUGCAAGUCAGCUUGAGUUGAUUCGACCAUGGCAGCCUUCCCUGGCCUUGUGUCUUCCAGAUGCAUUUGGACCACACUGCCCAGAAUUCCCAGUCCAGGGCCCUGCUCCUUGGGAAUUCCGGGAGUUGUGCCCCAAAUGCCUCUGAGGGCGACCAGGUUGAGGAUGGCUGGACUAUGUCCUCUAAGAAAUCAAAUAAAUAAUAAUGAUAAAAUUAAGAAAGUACUUUCUUUUUCCACUUCCUUCUCCUCUGCAGGAUGCUCCUAUCGUGACAGCCACCUGAGGGCUUUGCUUUCGGCCAUCAUGUCCACUUCCACAAGCAAAAACCCUUCCAUGUCCUCAGCCACGUCUGUCAAUGACCGGACAACCAGCCCCGUUGUCGCCAGCUCCUCCACCACCUCGUGGGACCUGCACGCGGAUGACUUCACCAAGGACCUUUCCUGCUCUCUGUGCCUGGAGCUGUUCCGGGAGCCGGUCAUUCUGUGCUGCGGCCACAACUUCUGCAAGCAUUGCCUCGAGGCCACCUGGGCGAAAAAGGGGGUCUUCUGCCCAGAGUGCCAUGGAAACGUUCCGGACCGGCAGUACAUCCCAAACACAGCCCUGGAGAAGAUGGCGGAUCGGGUCAAGGCCUUCCACGUGGGCUGCCAGCAGCAGAAGUGCAUCGAGCACAGCGAGCCCCUGACGCUCUACUGGAAGCCACAAGAGAAGCUUGCUUGCUUCACCUGCCGGGAAAGUCAGAUGCCCAAAGACCAGUGCACCCAGUUCCUCCUCAUCCCAGACGCCGUGCAGAUCUACACGGAAAAACUGCUCAUGAUGAGAAUUCAGCUCAGAUCCAUCUUGGUGAAGCUGGAAGUGUUGAAGAAUGCCCAGGAAGAGAAGAUCGCUAAUCACAAAGAGAACAAACUGCAACUCCAGUACCACAUCUCCUUGGAAUUCCUAAAAAUGCACCAGUUUCUUCACGGCAAGGAGAAAUUGUAUAUCAACCAGCUGAAGGACGAGGGCGAAGUCCUCCUUCAAGAAAUGGAAGCAAAUCUAAACAAACUCCAAGACCAAACCCAAAGCGCUAAGGAUACCCUGGCCUGCAUUCAGGUGCGGCUUUACCAGCAGAAUUCUUCCAGCUUCCUGAAAGGAAUAAAAGCAUUCAUGGAACGGAUGGAGGAGAAAACGGAGAAUUCAUCUCUGGGCGAACUAGUGACUGGGACACUAAGCCCAGGGGACUUCAAGGGGCCCAUUCAUUAUGCUGUGUGGAAGGAGAUGAAGUCCAUCCUCAGCCCAGACAUCUCCUGCCUCACGCUGGACCCCAACACGGCCCACCCAAACUUGGUUCUGUCUGAAGGGAUGACUUGCGUGAGGCAUAACGACAGAAAGCAGGUGCUACCAGACACUCCGGAGAGAUUUGACUGCAGCGUUUCCGUCCUGGGGUCUGUAGGGUUCACCUCUGGGAAGCACUACUGGGAAGUGGAUGUGCAGAAGAAGACCAAAUGGACUCUGGGAGUCGUGAGAGAGAGCAUCAACCGUAAAGGGAACUACCCGCUGUCGCCCAAAGAAGGACACUGGCUUAUAAAGCUAAGGAACAAGAAUGAGUUAAAGGCUGUAGAUGUCCAUGCCAAGUGUCUGUGUCUGCCCCAAACGCCUGAUAGAAUUGGGAUCUAUUUGGAUUACGAGGGUGGCCAGGUGUCCUUCUACGAUGCUAGCACAAUGUCUCACAUGUACACUUUCACAGAAACUUUCACGGAGAAGAUCUAUCCUUAUUUUUGUCCAUGUUUGAACGACUCUGGAGAAAACAGUGCACCCCUGAGAAUUAUUGCUUUUAGUAUGUGAGGAAAAGGGCCGCCUGCAAGGCCUGGACCUCUGGGCUGUUUGGGCAGCGCACGGGAUCCAGUGCUAGGUUCUUGAUGGUGUUGACGGGGAGCGGGGGCCAGCUGGAGUCCUUGCCCUUCUCUUGGGAUAGUUACUCCUGCCCUUCCUGCAGCACCGCUGCACGGACGGUUACGCCGUUGCGUCCAAAAAGGUGGCAAAAUUCCCUUCAGGCCCCUUAAGUGGCAUCCCAAUUUAGGUUCCUGGGUUUCUUACAACUGAUCAUUCCUAAUUGCAAGGUUGAUAAGAGAGGGGUUCCCUUCAGGAGAGCUGCUCAUUUGUGAAAACUCAUUUGUGAAAGACUUGUUCAUUAACUGCAGCAAAAGUAAAAAUAACAAAACACAUUCACUUUGCAAAGUACGUUUGGAGCCUAUAUAAAAUUGACACUCUGUAUAUUUAUUAGAAAAUAUUAAGCUUAGGAAAGGCAUGACAGAAGUUCAAAGUUUAGCAAGGUGAACUUAUUCAGAAAAGAAGCAAAAGUGAGAAAAUGGGGAAAUGCUAAAAGUAUUGGAGUUUCAAAAGUAAUAAAUUUAUUUGAGCAAGUAAGUCA